Misgurnus anguillicaudatus (oriental weatherfish) is the source of this 9294-nucleotide messenger RNA. Lineage: Eukaryota; Metazoa; Chordata; Actinopteri; Cypriniformes; Cobitidae. The record is from RefSeq and is a predicted model, not a curated record.
UUAGCUGGUGGUUUCAAGCACCAAAACACAACAUAUGCUGGUCUUGCUGGUAUGACCAGCAUGGGAUGCUGGUGCUACUGCUUGUUUGGUGCUGGUUUAGCUGGUGCUAAUGCUGGUGCUGAUGCUGGUUUAGCUUGUGUUCAGUAGCUAACCAGCACCAAAACACAACAUAUGCUGGUCUUGCUGGUAUGCUGCUUUGUUCAGCAGGGCUAGCUUGAUUUAAUAUGAGGCUAGCUAGGAUGAUUAGCUUAGCUAGGAUGCUGCUAUGCAGUUGCUAUGUAAUUGUUAGCUACAAGAUCAGAGUAUGCAGUAAACAUGAAGGUUUUGAUGCUUGAAACUUCAAUAUAUUUAAAUUCAUUAUUAGUUGGGAAAACAUUUAUGCAGCAUUUUUCGGACAAUAAUGUAAUGCAUAAUGAUAUUCAUGUUUCUUUACAUCUGGGAACUGAUACACAGUAUACUUUAAUGCACACUGCUGUUGUUUUUAUGUGAAUAUUGAUGCAUCUUUUCUUUUAUCUAUGUUUUAGACAAGAUAAAUAGGAUGUUGACCUUUGAUUUUUCCCAGCUGGUGCUUUACUGCAACAUCUAUGUGAAUUGUUUGCCAUUUAAGAGGUUCACAAAUAGUCACUAGGAUAAUGACACUGAUGAUAGUGUGUCUGUACCUAUUGAUUGAUACCUUUAUUGCCCCGAAGGGAAUUUGUUCUGCACUCAAGGAAGCCACAUUAACAAACAUCCAACGACAUGGCAAACAUAAAAAACCAAAACAUAAACAACACAAGACAAUAAUAAUAGCAAUAAUAAUGGCAUACAAUAAGUCCAAUAUCUAAAUAAAUCGAUAGCUAAUUAAAAAUGUCUAAUUAAAAAUGUCUAUAAAAAUUUAUUUUUUGUGCCUCUGUCUGAUCUGUUCAGUAACUGAAUGCUCCUCGGUACAAAUGAUGUAAUGGCACGUUUCGUUUUUGUUGAUGGCAUUCGAAAUCUACAUCCAGAUGGGAGUAAGAAGAACUCUAAGAAAAGUGGGUGGGAUGGAUCAUCCAGUAUCCUCAAUGCCAGAUUGAGGGUAUACUGGUCUGUAAGAUUGGAGAUGGUUUUAACAUCAGAUCCAGUAAUUUUUCUGCCCAUUUUAGUCACCUUAUCCAGCAUAUUCCUGUUCUAUCAGUGCCAUCUUAUCACUGUGUAAUAUUUUAGGCCAGAGCUUCCCAAACUUAACACUGGUAAGCCCCCCCAAAAACAUAGCAAAAGCUCCACGACCCCCCCCCCCAUUUGUAGUAUAACAUGUAUUUUUAAUAAAGCUGAUUGUCUCUUUGCACAUUACCAACAUUUAAUAACCAGUUUUUAAGAAUCUCAUGUGAAUCAUGAGAACUAUGGAAAGUAUUUUAUAUUCUGUUGAAAGAUGACGUAAAAAUUCUUUACAAAUAAAUGAAGAGUUUCGUUGCAAAACGAGAUAAAUCCAUUUUUUUUACAUUUUUGUGAAAAUAUGUUUAUUAUUAUGUUAUCAUGUUAUUAUUUUGUUUUAUGGUGCUACUUAGCUGUAUUUUUUAAGUUAUGAAGGUUUAAAUCAAAACAAAACAACUGCAGUUGAAUUGAAAUUAAUUGGAAUGCACAACCAAAAAACAAGAUUUCUGAACAAUUAAAAAAAUGGUGGUUAUCUCGUUUUGCAACGAAACUCUUCAUAUAUAAAACCAUAACACUACAUACUUUCUGCAAAGUAUUUACCAUUAUAACACAAAGGGGUGGUUUCCCGGACAGGGAUUAGACUAGUCCUAGACUAAAAUAAAUAUAAGAGCUGUCCAAACUGAAAACAACAUGCACUGACAUAUCUUAAAAUACAUCAGUGCCCUUUGUUUUUCCUUAAAAUGCACGCCAGUAUGUUUUUAGUAAGGCAUUUUUAUUCAAACUAGUUAUAUUUCAUAAUUAAACUAAGGCCUUGUCCUGUCUUAAGCUAAUCCCAGUCUGGGAAACCACCCAAAAGUGUGUAACAGAAGCUACAUAGCUCACAAAUAGUUCAUAAAUCUAUUGCAAUGAAUUACAUAACUAUGUUAAAAAAUAUAAAAAAAUAUAUAUAAAAACGUUUAAGCAAUGUAUCUCACCUCAGUAUAAUAAGAAAAUGAAAUAAAUAUAAACAAAUAUACAAUAUAUACAUAAAUACGCUUUAAUAUCACAUGAUUUUUUUAUUUAGCCUAGUCAAGGUCCCCCGCAGUACUGCGACGGCCCACUGGGGGGCAGCGGCCCACAGUUUGGGAAGCACUGUUUAAGGCAAAGAAUUUAUCAAUUUAUUGUAGAAUUGUCCAUUUUGGGCAUUUCUCAAAGUUAAUCAAUUAAAUAAAAUAACGAACAAAAUGAUAAGCAUUUUAUAUAUAUAAGAGCAAAUGAGUUCAUAUGGCCAUUGAUAGCAUUAUAUUUAUUUUAUUUUCAUUUAUAUCACUGUUUAAGGAAGAUUUUCUUGUUUUAUUAUUUUUAAUAUUAUGGUUUAAUAUUGUCUGCCCCGUAUCCAAAGCUCAAAUGUGAUAAUAUUUUAUAUAUAUUUUUGAAAUACUUUUGUUAUACGACUAGUAUUCAGGUAUUAGGUAACAUCACGUGAUUAAUUCAAACCAAUGAGACGACAGCUUUGGACGAGAGUCUGUAUAGCUAAUGAGCUUGCUUCCGGUUCUCACUGGUUUUGCCUUCACUGAGCGAGCGCCACUUUCUCAGCUAUCUCUUGAGGUAAGUCAAAUUUCCUCAUAAAAGUCUUAAAAUUUCACAGGCAGACGGUGGAUUAAUCAAUUUGAUGAUUUUAAAUAUGUCGAUUGUUAAUUUAGAUGAGUGUAAUAUUACUUACGUUUAAACAAUAAAGAAAUAUAACGGAUUAUCUUCUGCUAUCAUUGUUUUCUGAGGUAAAUUAUGCGUUGGAAAAAAACAAACGGAUAGUUCAAAUAAUUGUAGCCUAAGAAAUUGUGGCUAAAGCCCAUUUUUAUUGUUUAUAUGAUUUUAGUUUGAUAUAUUGUUAAUGUGAACCGUUAAACGGACGGACCGACCGAACAAUUUCAGUGAGGGAAAAGGUAACCGUUAACUUAAGGGGUUGUCAGACACUCAGGCGUCUGCCUGUUUUUGGUAACAAAAAUCAACUUAACCGAGGUUAUAUGGAUGGUAGGAACAACCACUUAAGUUGUGGACUAACAUAUGCAAUUAUAUAUAAUAAAUGCAUGGUGUCGUCUAUAAAAGAAUAACAUAACGUUACGUUACUCGAAGCUACAGUGACAUCUGCAGGCGAGGCUUUACUUAAAUGCCUUGUUUGUUCAUGAGUUUUUGACCUGUUUCAUAUUUUAUCAUAGUUUUUACGUUCAUUUUGAAGUUAUGGUAACUUAUUUGUUUAAGAUACGUUUGUUAGGCGCGAACACGGGAGGUCGCGCCCAGCUUGAGCUUCCGCAUUAUUAGCACUGUUAGCUCCACUGUUAUUUGCGAGAGACGAAAAAAUGUUUGAAUAAAGAGCCUAGGUAGGGGGAAGUACACAAAAUACAUGCGUUUUUUUCUAGUGUAACGUUUAUUAUUAUGUUGGAGGCAAUUCCUCAAAAUAUACUUUAUAAAAUAUACUAUUGUAAACAGAAUAUGGUUGGUAUAUCAACCAUUAUGAUUUGAUAAUAAUGUAUGUUUUUUUUCUCUUCCCCCUGUACUUUUGUUACAUCAUUUUUUGCUGUCUAGACAUUUUUGUGGUAAGUCAUUUAUAUAACAAUCUCUGUUGCAACAUAAUACUUUUUUUCUGAACAGUUAACCUUGCACAUGAUAUUUAAAUAGUAAUGUUUAAUUUUUCUUUCUUUUGCUCUUUUGAAAACAUUUAACUGCUUUAGCUAAACCUCAGCCAAAUUCCUGGUUUUGCUGGGCAACAGCACCCAUUUCAUACAAUUUAUUAUAGCGAACCCAAAGGCUCUUUUCAGAGCCAUCCACAUUGCGUCACUGAUUGGACAUCUAAUUCAUCUUUAUUGGACAUCUAAUUCAUCUUUCAGCUUGCCUCUUAAAAACUGCCAGGAAACCCAAAAAAAAACACAGAUUCAACUAAAAAAAAGCCUAUAAUUUCUACCCAAAAAAAACGACCCAUUUUUUUACCCCACCCAGCCAAUCUGUUGCCCUAACCCCAAAACACUGACUUUCCCCAAAACAGAACGUCCCUUUAACUUUUUGCUUUGACAGAAAGAGUGAGAGCAGAACUACCUACAGCUCCAGUGUGCCCUGCUGCCUUGAGUGUCUUCACAAAGCAACGUUGAUUAGAGGACUGCGUUGGGAAAUCAACACCAUCAACACACACAAUAAUUUACUAUAGUUUUAAAAUUACAUAAUUUCCUAUAGUCUUUUAGACUGCUUAUAAUAGAUAAUACACAUUACAGUACUUUUAAAAGUCAUUAAUAUAUCAGUAAAAAAAAUUGUUUUAGCAAGUUCAUCUUUGAAACGUAUUACAUUUAUAUCUGAGUCUUUUCACAUUUGCCUAUACUCUACUAAUUAAUUGCAUUAGUAAUAUUGCCUUUGGUUAUCAUUUCUGUAAAAUAUUGAGGUUAACAGUUCAACAGUUCCAUUGCUAUAGUCUUGUGUGUUUGUAUAUCUAAUUUCUUGACUGUUUUAACGGUGAAAUUUUAGUACAGUACUUUAAUAUAUCAGUAAAAUAUUCUAAGUUUGACUGUUGUUGUAACUGCUAUUUGAAUAGACUACAUUUAAAGGUCAUUCAAAUAUUUUGGUUUGCCAAGUUCCUCUUUGAAUCUUACCACAUUGUAACAUUUACCUUUAUUAAUUGAUUGCAUUACUGAUAUUGCUUUUGGUUAACAUUUUUGUACAAUAUUGGGGUUGACAGUGUUUGACAGUAUAACAGUUCAAUUGCUAUAGUUUAGUGUGUUUGUAUAUUUAAUUUGUUGACUUGUUACUGAAAUUUCAGUCCUGUACUUAAAAAGCUAAUUAAUAUAUCAGUAAUAUAUUUACAGUUUGACUCUUGUUGUAAUUGAUAUUUGAGUGCAGUACAUUUAAAGGUAAUUAAAAUAUCAGUAAAGUAUUUUGGUUUGGCAAGUUCAUAUUUGAAUCUUACCACGUUGUAACAUUUGCCUUUACUAAUUGGUUGCAUUACUGGCAUUGCCUUUAGUUAACAUUUUAUAAUUCAGUGAAAUACAAAGGGUUGACGGUAUAACAGUUACAUUGUGUGUAUGUAAAUACAGUAGGUUGACACUUGUUACUGUGGUAUACUAGCAUAACGUAUAAUAAGCAUUAAUAUUCAUUGAGUGGGUCUUUGUAUUUGUUAUUAAGGUUUUAUCCGGAAAAUUUGCACUUGUUUAACAUACGAAAGGUACUUUGCUAUAAACAGAUCUUUAGAUUUCUAACACCUGUUCCAUCGUCAUGCCACGUAAAGGUAAACGAAGUGAAGCCCAGAAGCAGCGCAGAAAGGUAGAAGCUUCACUGUGCAUUAACUCCGUGUCAAGUGCGAGUGACGUAAGCCCAGACGUGCUCUCUGUUACGGCGUCCCACUGUCAAAGUGACCCGAGGUACGCUAUUUAUUCCAGGGGGCAACAGUGCACGUGCAAUUCCUUAAUGUUUCUCGCGGUGCACAACGAACGUAAUGAGCUGAACAGUUUGGAAUUAGAUGACAUUUUAAAGAAAGGUGAUGCUUUGUACACUCUUGUCAAGCAAACACUACAGAGUAAAGGACAAUUUCGGAGUAAUUUCCUUGAUUUUGAUGAGCUACCGGAUAAACUUGAGACAAACUUGUGCUCUUACAACAUCAUUAAACAUGGCCAGAGGUUUGGAUUACUAAGAGAUGCACCUGCACUAGGCAGCUAUGACAACCUCGAGAAUACUCUGCAAUGUCUCAGAAGUGAAAUCAGCAACUGCCUGUUUUUGUGUGGACUUUAUUGUGUUGCUUUGUUUAGAGAUCGCUCAGGGAGGUUUGGAUUUUUUGAUUCACACUGCAGAACACCAGAUGGCAUGUCUACUAAUGAUGGCACGGGUACUGCUGUAAUGUUGACAUUUUCACGUUUAGAAGACAUGAUAGAGAGACUGUUGCUGUUGUUUCAAGGGUGUUUCCAGUUAAGCGAUAACGUGCAAUUUGAUCUCCUGCCAGUAUCAUUCACAAGCACAACAGUAUGUACUGAUGUCUCCAUGGAGUAUCUUGAUAACAUAGAGCCGUGUGUAGCAUCUCAGUUUCUGUCCACUAAUGACCAAUGUGCAUCGUCACAACAGCAAAUUCAGGUCCGAAAUCCAGUUCAGUGUCCAGUCAACAUAACAGAUGAAGAUGAAAUGGAGAUUCAAACUACUGUAACUGACAAUUUGGACAGAGACAAAAAUGUUCAAUUAAAUACACUUUCUCAUAACAUCUCAAAAGAUUCCUCAAUUCAAAUUAUAUUGUCAGAUCCAAAUGAUCACUGUUUGGAAACAUCUGACUUGAAUCAACAAUCAAAAAAGCUUAACAAAUCCAGAAGGCGCAAGGAUUACAAGAUAAAAUGGCACAAAAAAAUUGAUUUAAAAGAUAGGAAACAGACAAAAAAAACUGAGCAUUACAAAACAAGUACAGAAUACAAGAAAAGACAUAACCAAGCAAUGAAGAACCGUUAUCAAACUAAUACGUUUUACAGGGAAGAGCACAAACAAGCCAUGAAAAACAAAUAUAAAAAAUCUGAAGAAUAUAAGAAUAAAAGAAGAAUUUAUGCUAUUAUGAAUUACAGGAAUAAUGAGAAAUACAGAGAGAAAAAGAAGAGAAAAAUAAUCAGCAGUUACAGUAGUAAUGCAAAAUUCAGAGAGAGACAAAAAACAUAUGUCAUAAGAAAUUACAGAAUGGAUGAGCAUUUCAGAGAGAGACAAAAAACCUAUGUCAUAAGAAAUUACAGAAUGGAUGAGCACUUUAGAGAGAGACAAAAAACCUAUGUCAUAAGAAAUUACAGGAACAGUGAUAAAUUAAAGGAAAAGCAAAAGAGGUACAUAACUGAUAGAUAUUCAAGAGAUGCAAUUUUCAGGCAAAGGCUAAAAGACUAUUAUAAAAACCGGUGCAAAAUAGAUUCAAACUUCUAUGAACAAAGAAAGGUCAUGUUUAAAAAACGUUAUCAACAUGACUCGCUUUUCAGAGCUCGUCAGAAGGCAUAUAAUUUAUUCAAAGCUAAAGACGGGAUAUCAGCACUCAAAAUAAUUCACAAGAUAAACUGUGCACAAGACAUACAGCACAAAUAUAAAGUAAUUGACUCUGUGCGCCAGGCCACACAAGUGUUCAGACAUAACCAACCUGUUGAAAUACAGAAUCCAGUGAUAUUGAAGGCAUUGCAAACUUUCAGAGACAUUAUAAAACAGGGACCAACAUAUAUAUGCACAUGCUGUGCAAGAGCACUCUUCUCAAAUCAAGUGCGCACCUGUGAUCGUGAAAGCUAUCAAAAGAAUCCAACAGUUGUUUCACUAUGUUUGACAGGUAACUAUGUUCACAUCUGUUCUGAUUGUACUGAUCACUGUAUGAGGAACACAGAAUGGAUCUGUCACAGCUGCCAUUCAACACUUUUGAGAGGUACAAUGCCAGACAUUGCUGUAGCCAAUAAGCUUCAGUUUAGUCCUAUUCCUCCAGAGCUAUGCAAUUUGAAUAUUCUAGAAAGACAUGUUAUUGCAAAGUACAUUCCUUUUGCUAAAAUCUUAACACUUCCUAAAGGCCAGCAGAGAGCCAUAAAGGGUGCUGUAAUUUCAGUUGCAUCUGAAGUGGAAACAACAGUUAAUUGUUUACCUAGACCAAGAAGUGAAUCACAGCUGCUUACAGUGAAACUGAAAAGACGUCUUUGUUACCAAGGUCAUUAUCAGUAUCAGACUAUGAAUAUGCACAAAGUUUUAUCUGCUUUAGCAAAACUUAAAGAUAUGCAUUCAGAAUAUAAAAAUAUUGUUAUAAAUGACAGUAGCGCACAUGAUGAGCCAAUGGACAUUGACAACAGCAGCCAAAGUGAAAACACAGAACGACAGAGCAAUGAAAAUGAACAUGAUAAUUCAAGUGAUGACCCUGAAUCUAAUAAUGAACAACACUCAGGUCUUGUCUUGGACACAUGUCUACAGCCUCCAGAUCUUGGUCAACAUUUGUUGUCUUAUGAUGAUGGAAUAUUUUGUAUUGCCCCUGCAGAGAAAAACAGUCCUGUAAGCAUUUUUAAAAUUCCUAAGCUCGAGUCUAUGGCAUUUCCAGUGCAGUUUCCUGAUGGUAAGAACACUUUUGAUGAGCCUGACAGAGUGAAAUGUGUCUCCCCAAGCAGAUACUUUAACACCAGGUUAUUCUCUGUAGAUAACCGUUGUGCAAAGGAUACAAACUACAUAUUUUUUGCACAGUUUGUCACAGAAAUGCACAUGGCCACAUCUAGUAUGUCCAUUCAGUUGAGAAAAGCAAAACCCAUGACACGUGAUGGUCGUAGAAUAAACUGUUCACUGCUGCAGGAUAAAUCUGAGUUAGAAAAACUUGUACACAACAAAGAGGCAACACGUUUCAUGCAGCCACUAAGAGGAACACCAGCUUACUGGGAGAAAACUCUGCGUGAUUUGUUCUCUAUGCUAAGACAACUGGGCACACCUACAUUUUUCUGUACAUUUAGUGCUGCUGAGAUGAGAUGGCCAGAAGUUAUUACUGCUAUUAAAGCCCAACAAGGUGAAACAGUGAACUUUUCUGAAUUAGACUGGUCAGAGAAAUGUGACAUUCUUAAAAGCAACCCAGUCACAGCCAUGCGCAUGUUUGAAAAACGAGUUGAAGCCUUGAUAAGAGAUCUAAUAAUGUCACCUGCUCAACCCAUCGGUGAGGUAAUUGACUUUUUUUAUAGAGUAGAAUUUCAACAGCGUGGCUCUCCACACAUUCACUGCCUAUUUUGGGUGAAAGAUUCUCCAGAAUUUGAAAAAGAUCAAGAUGAAGAUGUGUGCAAUUUCAUUGAUAAAUAUAUCUCAUGUAAACUACCAGACCCAAACAAAGACCCAGAACUGCAUAGAAUUGUAAGUGAAGUACAGAUGCACAGUCGUAACCACUCCAAAUCCUGUAGAAAAAACAAUAAGCACUGUAGAUUUGGAUUUCCCAAGCCACCCAUGAACACGACCAUGAUAACUCGUCCCAGGCCUCCUCCAAUAGAUCAGUCUGAUGAAGAAAAUGAAGCAACAGAGGAGAGAGAAAAUGACAGUACUGCACAAGCAAAAGCACAACUUCAAAAAGUGUGGGAUCUGCUGAAUGACACAACACAGAGUUUUGAAACCACAGCACAGCUGCUUCAAAAAGUAAACAUGACUUAUGAAGAAUAUAAGGAAAUAUUUUCAAUGUCUGUCAACAUCAAAUGUAAUUGUCAUGGAGAGACGACCACGUGA